AUGCCGGUUGAUGUCUGUUUAUCUCUACCACUUAUUGACAGGGUGAAGGAACUUAGUAAUAUUUUCGCUCGUGGAAAUCUCCAGGAACUCCAUAACUCGGUUGUUCUGGUUGUCGACAAUAUAUUCGGUUAUUCAGGUGGUGAAGGCUGGGCUUUACAUGCUGUCAACGAAGCUGAUGAACCACACUUGUUUGGUUCUAUUCGAGAGUUCCUUUCGCCCAACGGGAGAUUUCUGGAAGUUUUGUCCAGCAGAUUAACCCUUGAAUUUCCAUCAAUCUAUCAUGAUUUUCCACUUUGGCUGUUAUCAACAGAUUCACAAAACUCAGCUUGGUCAGGUGAUUGCAAACAGCCACGAACGCCUUUGUCGUUAAAUGCAUUUACCUACUAUAUGUUCGCUUUCAUGUGUUAUGCAUCGUACCCUAAAUGGAAACAGGAACUUGCAUUAUGCGAUUUAGAAAACAGUCUAUACCGUACCUUAUUUGAUGAUUACUUAGGUUUUUACCUAUAUACUGAUCCAACCACAGUAAAUGUAAUGGCUUCCAAAAUUAACAUUUUAAGAUCUGGUUCGCAGAUACCUGUUUACCAGAAGAAUUAUUCCAGUGAGUUUGUUGGGGAGUAUAUGAACGGAUCUACGGAUGCUUGCUUUCCCGACUUCCGUUUAUUUUGGCAAACAGAGGCAGUAUUACAAGCCGUUUGCGAAUUUCUUCUUUCGUGGAGAACAACUGAUAAUUCUAUUGGGAUUACCGAUUUACCUAAAAAUCCAUCUGCUAUGAUUGCGUUAUCUCCCCCAUUAAAUCAUGCUGAGUUCUCAACUAGACCUACUGUAUGUCAAAUAUUUCUAGUGAGGUGUUUCCUCAAAUAUUUCUACUUUACAUUGUUCAAUAAUGCAAAUUCAAACUGUUUCCAAAUAUUACAGCAACAGAUAAUAUGGAACAAAUUUCUUAAUUAUCGAAAAUAUUUAUACAAUAAUCAAGGAGUGAUAGUGUCGCCAGAAUCAUCUAUACCGCAUCACAAUAUUAUGAAUCGGUUUUCACGGUUUAUUGUAUACUGUUUUCAACAUUGGCCUUUUGAUUUAAGUUUUGAAGUGGUACUUGAGACUUGGCUGUCUAGUAUUCAACCUUGGCGUUACGCAGGAUCUCCGCAGCUACAUACUAAUACUCGUUUUUCAUCUAUAUCAUCGGAUGCACCAUUAAAUUUAAAAAUUGAUAAUAGUGAGAAUUAUUCUGAGUGGUUGACAUUUGUUGUCCGUCACUACAGCCUUUAUGUUGGUUUAUUCUUAUUAUUUCUACAAAGAGUUACUAAAAUUGAUUUACAUGUAUAUCGAAAUGCUCAUAUGGUUUAUCGUGUAACAAAAGUAUUUUCUCAAGAUGGAUUUAAAAUGCUACUACUGAACACUGAAAAAAUUUUAUCCGAACAACAACAUCAGCACGAUGGUACGUUGCCCACUACAAUAGCAUCUGAAUAUCAAACAGAACAAAGUGGCCUCUGGAAUCCUGUAAUAAUUAGUACAGUUGUAAGAGUUUUAAAUUGUAUGAUGGUUACAAAAGGAAAUUUGCAAUCUCAAUUAAUACAAAAGAUGGAUAAAUUUUCAUCAGAUUCUCAAGGAUGGUUUGAUAAAUUUACUAAAUGGUUAUGUAGUUUCUUAAUAUUUGAUAUGGAUAACUCUGAUGAGAAUGUUAACAAAUGUAUAUUUUAUUUAACGGAAGGAAUACAUUCAUUACGUGAAUUCUUUGCUAUUCAAGAAACUUUCGAAACUGUGCAUGAUUUAUCCUUGAAACCACCACCGAAUGGUUGUAUACAGUGGGACGAUUUAUCAGCUAGUCCGAUAAUCACACGACCUCACUUUAAAUCUUUGUCAACCUCGCCUAAAUCUCCGAGUAUUAAACAUCCUUAUGUGGAUAAUUUAUCUCCUAGUGAUUCUUCGUAUUCAUUUCGGAAUAUACCGAAAAUAUCCGUAAAUAGCCAGGAUUUAUCAAGAUAUAAUACAAAGCUCACACCGUUGGAUCGUUUCCAGAUUAUAAUGGGUGUAAAACGUCCAUAUGUUUGUCAACAAUUAAUAAAUAGUAAUAAAUAUGCACCAACCAUGAAUACAUCAUAUGAAAAUCGUUAUAUACUUACAUUAUGCAACUAUUUAGAAGAUAAAUUUAAUGAAAAGAUGAAACAACACUUUAUUCAUUGGUGUUCAUUGUCUGAUAUUCGAGGAAGAUUUGCACGUCAAAUAUUACUUCCAUCAUUAUCAUCAUAUCCUAAACAACAUGAAUCCCAAAGUUCUUCGAUGACUAAUAAUCCCCGAAUAUCAUUUCGUCUUUUGGCAAAUUACUACGUAUUAUUACGCCUUUUAUUCUUGUAUAUAUUUAGUUAUUUUUUGUUUGGAAUAAGUUCACCAUUGUUAUAUGUAAUGUGUUUAAUCGCCUUAUAUUUGUUUUAUGAAUUUGUUAUAACAUUGAUUGGGCUAUGUCAUGAGAAAGUGAAAAACUCUUAA
Messenger RNA from Schistosoma rodhaini, 2481 nucleotides. The record is from the annotation of a GenBank genome assembly. NCBI's taxonomy places the organism in Eukaryota, Metazoa, Platyhelminthes, Trematoda, Strigeidida, Schistosomatidae.